UGAACAGGUUAGGUAGUUUCGAUAGUUUCGCUCGGUUGUAUUGUAUUAUUCCUUGCUCAUGCUUCAAAGUUAAUUUAGUUGCACAAUGAUAUUGUUUAGUUUGUGUUGUGUUUUGUUUGUGUUCUAGUAUAUACUUAAAUGUAAAAAAUGUAAACAAGUUCUUUAUGGUAGUUUCUAAAAGAAACUUAUUACUCCUCAGUUUAUAUAAAUAUAUAUUGAUUUCUAAAACCGGUUCCUAUGUCAAUCGGUGUUGUUUUAUCUAUAAAGUUAUAAUAUAUUUGAAAUGGAGUUUUCAUUUAACAAAUUAAAAAAUAUUUUAAAUACGAAGAGAGACAGUCAGCUGGUUGGCAGUGGCAGCUUGGAGCCAGAAAUAGGCUUUAAGUUGUCAUUACAUCCAGUUGCUAAGACUUUGUACGUGACAGUUAUCGGUGCCCGGCACCUACCGUCCUUGUUUGGGUUGAGUCGCGCCCAUGGAUACCUAGCAAAGGUGAAAAUUUUUCCAGGUGACAGUAAAUAUGAAACAACAUUGCAAGAUAGUUCAUGGCCCGUAUGGAACGAAGAUUUUACGUUUCAACUAAAGCAAAAAGAUACAAAAAAUUCACAAAAACCUGACCUUAAAUCUCUUGUAGCCGGCCAUUUUUUAUCAUUAACUAUAUAUGCAGUACUAGAACCGGCUAAACAGGAGUCUGAAAAAAGAAAAAGUAAAACAUUACAGUCUAGAAAUGCUAAGGUUUCGGGCCAGGAUGAGACAAAAGUUAAGGGUGGAUUUCUCGAGAAAACGUUCAGCAGCUUUAAAGCAACUAAAGCUGAGGCUGCAACUCAGAAAUCUGUUCUUGAGAAGCGAAGGACACUGGGUGCCGCUACUUGGAACUUUGAUUCUAAGUUGUUCCAGAAUGAUCUCAAAAAUGGUCUAAUUGGUACGCCGGAUAUUUGGAGGCCGAUCAAUGCCAUAGCUAGCGGCGUGUCAUCCUCUGAUUCACGGAGAGAAAACAAAAAGGGCCAGUUGGAAGUGACGUUGCUGUAUACAGGCAGUGAAGAUGGAUUUAAUGACACUGUACAACUGACCAUUAACCGCCUGCGAACCAGUGUGCAGACCAUGCACGAGCAAGAAGAAUUCCGAGCGCCGCUGUAUUUAAAAGCUACAAUCCUUGAAGCAAACAAAGCGGAGUGCUACUGGAAGAGUAGUCGAUUUGAACCAACAAUAUCAGCAAGGUGGGACCCCAAAACCGCAACUGUGAAAUUGAAUGUAUUCAAAGCUAAUUUAGAUAAAGUUAGCAUCUAUAUUAGUCUUGGAUGUAAAUUGAAGAUGGGAAAAAAAGAAAUAUUGGGAAAAGCAACAAUAGACUCGGAAUCUCCAUACGCAGAUAGUUGGAAGGAAUGUCUUAUGAAGCCAGGUAUUCCAAAAACAUUUUGGGUUAACUUCGAUUAAAAUAUAAACAUAAUUGGAUUUCUUGAUAAAUAAAUUAUGAGUUACUAGUUGUACCUUUUAAUUUAUUUAUCUUUGGAAUUAGAAUUUAAACUUAAGGAUUUUACAUUUUCGUUUUACAAAUUUUUUGAUUCCGUAUACGAAUUACGUGUGCGAAAUGUUAUUUAGUUUUCGAUAGUUUCUGAUAAAUGUGACUGACAUUGUCUAAUAAGUAAUUAAUAAUUUGAUCAUAAUAUGUUUUUAUACGAUCAAAUUUUUAUAAUCAAGAAUUUAAAAAACAAUAUUAUUUAAGAUAUAUAUCUCGACGAGCACCUGAGUUUUUAUAACUAAUAUAUUAUAGAUAUAUAGUGAAAUAUAUUCUAUAGCAGAUUAUAUGGAGGUAUUUUAUUAUCUGUAAUCAGAACUAACAGAGAAUGAAAUACAGGUGAUGUAAGUGUGAAGUAUUCCAUAUAUUCACUAGAGAGAUUGAAUGGAAGAGUUUCGAGGCCCAGUGGUUUUCUUUAUAGAUACAAAGGUCAAACUGGUUAAGUCCAAAAAAAGAGUGUCAAUUUAUAUUUGUAACUAAUAAUCUGGUUAUAGAAACAACGAUAAUAUACCAAAUUAAUAUGAGCGGAAUAUACCUUCUACGUUGUAUUAAAACCGAACAAGUAUAAGUAAGUACUUCUCUGUACUAUGAUAUUCAUAGUACAGAGAAGUACUACCACCUAGCGACAUAUGGGCAUGUUAAGUGUUGUAGUCACCACGAAAUCGAUAAUUGACAAUUCCUUCGACAUCUCCAUUUGGAAUCACAGUGUAAAGGUAUAAUAUUAUAGUUCAGUCACAGGAAAUAUAUCGCAAACAGUUCGAUUGUAUCGUAAUAUCGCUUGUAUGACGUCAGGUUGUGUGAAAUCUUCCUAUAUAUUUUUGGUUGUAAGAUGCUAUUAAAUAUGUAAUAUAAUUUAAUAUCACUAUGUAUUUUUGUAUAAAUAUAUUUAUAUAAUAUUGUAUGUGUUUUUAAGUAAUAUACUUCCUUUAAUUAAUUGACAAAAAUAUAAGUAUCUUUAUCACUUUUUAUCCACUCUAACGAAUUACAUUAUAAUAUUAAUAACUGCUUGAAAGAUUUACAAAUUGUCGCUAUUACGGAGAGGUAAGAUUUAUUCGGCAUUAAAAUCCACUUCUCUUCUCCUUACGGGGGGAUAUUCUAAAUUAACCGCUGUCGUAAAACUUAUAAUACCUGCUUAGAAGUUUGAAAAUGUAUGUUGCGUCGAAACAUUUUCUGAUAUGAAAUGUUGUGAAGACUAAGUUAAAGGUAUACCAAGAAUAUUAAGUAAAUGCAUACUUUAACCUUUAAAUUCUUAUUUCAGAUUAUAAUUUGAUUUUUAUACUAUUUACAUAAUUUAGUUGUCGAUUAAUUUGGUUUAGUACAGCACCUUGCGAUGGUCGAAGCUUCGAUUUCUCUCGCACGAGUAAUUAUAUU
This is a messenger RNA of Achroia grisella, 2882 nucleotides long. RefSeq lists its product as uncharacterized. Lineage: Eukaryota; Metazoa; Arthropoda; Insecta; Lepidoptera; Pyralidae. The record is from RefSeq and is a predicted model, not a curated record. The coding region runs from base 284 to 1429 and encodes 381 amino acids. The transcript has 4 exons.